This is a messenger RNA of Priapulus caudatus, 1161 nucleotides long. RefSeq names its product allatostatin-A receptor-like. Gene Ontology annotation, molecular function: G protein-coupled peptide receptor activity. Gene Ontology annotation, cellular component: membrane. Lineage: Eukaryota; Metazoa; Priapulida; Priapulimorpha; Priapulimorphida; Priapulidae. Gene Ontology annotation, biological process: neuropeptide signaling pathway. Bases 1 to 1161 code for a protein of 386 amino acids. The record is from RefSeq and is a predicted model, not a curated record. The transcript has a single exon.
AUGGCCGAGGCGUCCGAGGUGAUCCCGGCCGUCAUACUGUGGACUAUCGCCAUCGUAGGCCUGUCCGGCAACUGUCUCACGAUGUGGGUGAUAUCUACGAACCCGCACCGCAGCAGCACCGACACGCUCGUCCUCAACCUCGCCACUGCCGAUCUCUUCUUCAUCAUCACAGACUGCGGUAGUGCUGCUAUCAACGCAGCCCUGCAACACUGGCCGUUCGGGGCCGCCGCGUGUGAGAUCACGAGCUACGCUAGCAUCGUCACGCUGUACGUGAGUAGUUACACGAUCGUGUUGCUGGCACUAGAGCGCAUGCUCACCCGGAUCUACCCGAACACGGACCGACACCGGCACCACCUGGCGGCGAUCACCGUUCUCUGGCUGAGUGGGUGUGCGAUAGGGAUCUACGCGUUCCCGAUCACGGAGUAUGUGUUCGAAUACCCGAACGCGCAGCGACUCGGUCCGUUUUCCGUCACACAGGACGGUCAAUUCCGUUUCAAUCCGAAACGCGGUUACUGUAACUUCCAUCCGGCUAAGGUGCACGUCUACACGAAAUUCGCUCUCUCCUACGUCAUCCCCGGGUGCCUCGCCGUCGUCUUCACCUGCGUCGCGGCGAGACGCAGCGCUGCGUCACACUGCUCGCUGCGUCGCGGUGAACUCGACGUCGUCUACUACGGCGCCGACGCAUCCUCCGUGACCCGGAUGACGUCGUUCGUCGUCGCCGCCUUCGUGUGUCUGUGGCCGGCGCACUACGCUAUGGAGCUGAUCACUGUACACAACACGCGUGCACUAGACAGCAUAGGCUGGCCCGAGUCGUUCUGGCUGCUCGUCGGCUCGCUGUGCCUCGCCUAUCUCAGCUUCUCCAUCCGCCCGAUAAUCUACGCAGUGCUGUCGACGCACUUCCGGACAGAGUUCCGGCUCGCCUGCUGCUGCCGCAGCGGGGAUGUGUUUGCGGAGGCGGUGUUGAGGGAUUCUCCCGUCUCGCGGCUGGCGCCCGGACACGCCUACUACAGCCGCACGCCUCUCUACUUCGCCGGAGGAACGAUAUCCGUGUCGACGCAUGACGUCACGCUCGACUUCCUAGAGAGUGCUGGCGUCGCUCAGGAAGAUGACGUCAUGCAGUGCGACGACUGCAGCAAGGCCUGUGCAACGACUACCGUGUGA